AUGUUUAUCGAUCGAGGAUCCAAAGCAGACUACGAUGCAUGGGGAACUCUCAUCGGAGAUGAUACCUGGAGUUGGGAAGGUCUAUAUCCCUACUUCAUCAAAAGUACGACUUUUACCCCUCCAUUGGAAGAGCUUAAAACACAUUUCGAUAUCAGGAAUAACGCUUCUGGGUAUGGGAAUGGAACUAUUCAAAUCGGUUAUCCCUCUUUCAUCUUCCCCGAUGACAGAAACCAAACUCUAGCCGCGGAAGAUUUUGGAAUCGAGAUAUCGGAUGCACCGGAAUCUGGUGAUGCGAUUGGUUUCUAUUGGGUUCCUCAGACUCUUGAUCCGAAGACCGGGUUUCGUUCGCAUUCGCGUGUCGUUUAUUAUGAUCCUAUUGCUAGUCAAUCCAAUCUCCACCUUAUCCCAGGUCAUUUAGUCGAAAAGAUUCUUUUCGAUGACAGUCUCACUGCUACUGUUCCCAGAAACGUACUCGAAGCUGCGGGAGUGCAAGUGCUUCUCGACGAACCGGCUGUAGGGGCAAAUUUUCAGGAUCAUCUGGUUACGUAUCUCAGCUGGAAUGUUACGAAUCUGGCGUUUCCAAAUGAUGCGACGAUUGCGAUGAAUGCUUCAUAUAAUGCGAGUGCGUGCCAGGAAAUCAUCGACCAAGCUCGCGCUCAAAAUGUGUCAAACUACCUCAACAGCUCGGCGCUUCUCAAAGGGUAUCUAGCCCAACGCGAUAACAUCCUCGAUCAUUUCUCCCGAACCGACGCAGCAGUGAUUGAAAUUCCCAUUGGUACCACAGGACCCGGCGCAGGCGCAGGCGCCGUCGAAAAACCCCUCUCUCCCGAGAACCAUCACACUCUCCCCCUCUUUCCCCUCAUGCCCAAUCAAUCACAAACUACUACGCCUUCUCCUCCCCCACCUACUCCCUCAUUCUCACCUCCUGCACCCGCUACAUCCGCUCUUACUGUUCCUCUCCCCAUCUCUCCUACUCUCCCCACGGAAAAUUUCCCCGGUCUCGCUGCUCACAUAGAUGAAGAGAUUCUCGCAUCGCUUGAUUAG
Botrytis sinoallii is the source of this 1044-nucleotide messenger RNA. RefSeq lists its product as uncharacterized. Lineage: Eukaryota; Fungi; Ascomycota; Leotiomycetes; Helotiales; Sclerotiniaceae. The coding region runs from base 1 to 1044 and encodes 347 amino acids. Gene Ontology annotation, molecular function: flavin adenine dinucleotide binding; oxidoreductase activity, acting on CH-OH group of donors. Gene Ontology annotation, biological process: secondary metabolite biosynthetic process. The record is from RefSeq and is a predicted model, not a curated record. The transcript is spliced from 4 exons.